AUGGAAUCUCCUUCUCCUCCGCCGCCCCGACGAUCUGGUCGCCACAGAACGGCGCCGAAAUCAUUCAUCGAUUCGUAUCCCCUGCCGGGACCUUCUACGAGAAAAGCCCCAAACCCAAAGGCCAAGAAGAACGUACCUGGUCGUGGUACCAAACGACAGCAAGAUGAACAACAUCCCGCACCGGAUACAACGACAGACAAUACGGCUGGCUCCUCAAACCCUCUAGAAACAAAUUCUCUUCAAAGGACCAAAGCUGUUUCCAAGGGGAAAAAGAGGAAAGCUACAAGCGACGACGGCCCUGACGAUGCUCAGGCUGGCCCGAGCAACGUUUCUCGUGAUGUCGGUGACGACAGCAGACCCAGCAAACAAAGGAUAGUCGAAGAGCCGCCUACCAUUAUUCAUGAUUCCAUCGAGAUUCCUGCGGGAACAACCGAAGGCCCAGAGGCUGGCAUAGAGGCUGGCUCCGUUCCACGCGAUGAGUCUGAGUCUGUCUAUCAAGACGAGAACAAGGAGAAUAUCCCGCCGCCCUCCGAACUAUCAACAGCCAUUCUUAGCCCCGACGACCCUGAAUCUAGAUGGAGAACUUUUCGCGGCCGUUCCCGGGUGUCUAGCCAGCUUGUGGAUGAGCAUGAACAAAGAGUGCGGUCCGACAUGUAUGAGUACUUAAGAAACAGGGAAGAGGUCGACGACAAAAAACGUCGGGAAGCCAUUCGACUGGAUCAAAUCGACCACCAAAGUAUCGACAAUUCACUUGAUAUCGCCGCGAUCAAGAGACGCGUCAACGGCAACGAAGAGAAAGCUACGCAACUGGAACAGAAAUUCACCGCCCUCGAAGGGAGCACAAACAUAUCUACAACAGUCUACCAGCGGCAAAGCCACGAACUCAAAAGACUCGCCGAAAGGGUUGCCGCUCUCGAACAAGACAUGGCCGCACUCAAAAAUGCUCCUGUCCCUAGCGCAGCGGCGAUAGAUUUACGAAUCUUGAAGCGGCUCAGGGAAAUUCUGCACACAGACUCGAAGGAUCCAAACUUCCAGACGCUUGACGAUGCCUUUUACGACCACUUCGGCAUACAUUGGAGACAACUAAGCCACGAAAGGCAAAUGCCUGAUGCGAUUUGCGGGGCGUAUUACCUACGCGCAAAGGCUCGGUUGCGGCUUGGAAGGGACACGCUGACGCAACGUAUUGCUGAUGAAGAAAUCAUUAUUGAAGCUGAUCGGUUGGCGGGGACCUGGUUAUCCACGACCAAUCGUGACAAGUUGCUUACAAGCUUCUUGGACCACAAGUUCGUGGUGUUGUUUACGCAAGUUUGUGAGAGAGAAGCCAUAGGCCCUGACGAGCCCUCCCAACAGGACGUACGGCCUGCUUCAAGGAAAGCACGUCCACAGUUGGCACCAAGUGCCAUGGAAUGA
Messenger RNA from Talaromyces rugulosus, 1410 nucleotides. RefSeq lists its product as uncharacterized. The transcript has a single exon. NCBI's taxonomy places the organism in Eukaryota, Fungi, Ascomycota, Eurotiomycetes, Eurotiales, Trichocomaceae. The record is from RefSeq and is a predicted model, not a curated record. Bases 1 to 1410 code for a protein of 469 amino acids.